Messenger RNA from Vigna angularis (adzuki bean), 4888 nucleotides. RefSeq names its product protein RNA-directed DNA methylation 3. Gene Ontology annotation, biological process: regulation of DNA-templated transcription elongation; translation; regulation of transcription by RNA polymerase II. NCBI's taxonomy places the organism in Eukaryota, Viridiplantae, Streptophyta, Magnoliopsida, Fabales, Fabaceae. The transcript is spliced from 19 exons. Gene Ontology annotation, cellular component: DSIF complex; ribosome. The coding region runs from base 110 to 4726 and encodes 1538 amino acids. Gene Ontology annotation, molecular function: structural constituent of ribosome; mRNA binding. The record is from RefSeq and is a predicted model, not a curated record.
CCAACUUUUCCCUGAUCAGUGACAGUCACACUGUUCUUGCUUCAUCCUCUCUCUCUCUCUCCAGUUAUCGGAGCAUGCAAAGGCAUCAGUCUCAGCAUUUUCGGUAGAAAUGACGAACAAGGGCAAAGGAAAGGGCAAGGAGGUCGCCGGAAAAGCUUCGACUGGCAAGCGCAAGGCCAGCUUCGAUGAUGACAAGACCGGUGGCCGCUUCAAGUCAGCAGCCAUGAAGUUUAUCGAUGACGCCGCUGACGUUGAUGACAGCGAUGACAGCGACGACAGCGAUUUGAGCGAAGAGAGUGAUUUCGGCGACGAUUCUUCUGACGAAGCUUUUGAUUCCUCUCCGAGAAGAAUGAGCGAACCAGGCCCGAGCAAUUUCCCGCGUGUUCCUAAAGAGGAAUUGGUGGACGAAGAAGAGUUUGAUAGAAUAUUGGAGGAGCGCUACGCUGAUCCAUCUAGAUUUAUCAAAUUUGCUGAUGAGUUUGAUGACAAAGGCAACAACUCAUAUUCUAUUCAUGACGCGGUCAUGGAAUUAAUGCCCAACAUCUGGAAAGUCAAAUGCACUGUUGGCCGGGAGAGGCUUUCAGCUUUGUGUCUGAUGCAGAAGUUUGCUGAUUUGUUUUCUUUGGGUACUGUCUUGAAGAUAAAAUCUGCUUUUGCCGUAGAUCAUAUGAAAGGUUUUGUAUACAUUGAGGCCGAAAGGCAGUGUGAUAUAAAUGAGGCAUGUCAAGGGAUUCCCGGAAUCUAUGUUACUCGAGUAGCUCUAGUACCAAAUAGUGAGGUCUAUCAUCUUUUUUCUGUUAGAAAUAGAACCCCUGAAAUUUCUGAGGGUAUGUGGGCUCGAAUAAAAGGUGGUAAUUACAAAGGGGAUUUAGCACAGGUGGUGGCUGUAAAUAAUACCAGGAAAAAGGUUACAGUUAAGCUCAUUCCAAGAAUUGAUCUGCAAGCUUUGGCUGCCAAAUUUGGUGGAGGUUAUAGUCGCCAAAAGGUUGCUGUACCAGCCCCUAGAUUAAUCAGCUCGAGUGAACUUGAGGAGUUCCGACCACUCAUUCAGGUCAAGCGUGACCGGGAAACGGGCAAGGUUUUUGAGGUUCUUGAUGGGUUGAUGCUCAAGGAUGGGUAUGUAUACAAGAAAGUAUCUCCGGAUUCAUUAAGUUUAUGGGGUGUUGUGCCAACAGAAGAGGAGCUGUUAAAAUUUGGGACUUGUGAAAACAAUGAGUCAAAAGAUCUAGAGUGGCUUGCUCAACUUUAUGGUGGUAAGAAGAAAAAACGUGUAAUAAGACCCAACAAAGGAGGUGGGAAAGGAGAGAGUUCAUCAGAUUUGGGUGUGGGAAAUGAUUUUGAACUUUAUGAUUUAGUAUGUUUCGGGAAGAAGGACUUUGGUGUAAUAGUCGGCAUGGAUAAAGAUGAUAUUUACAGGAUUCUAAAAGAGAGUUCAGAUGGACCUGUUGUUAUAACUAUUGAACGAAAGGAAAUAAAGAGUGGGCUAUUGGAUUUGAAACUCACUGCCUUUGAUCAACAAAAUAAGGCUAUAUUGGUUAAUGAUACUGUCAGGGUUCUAGACGGUCCAUCUAAGGGUAAACAAGGCAUUGUUAAGCACAUUUAUAGGGGAAUUGUCUUUUUGCAUGAUGGAAAUGAGGAAGAAAAUGGAGGUUACGUCACAUGUAAAUCUAAUAUGUGUGAGAAGGUCAAGCUUGAUGCUGGUGAUUUCAGUGGAAAGGAUAGUGAACCAGGUCCUUUAUUCUUUGAAGACCAACCAUCAUCACCAAGAUCUCCCUUAUCACCCAAAAAACCAUGGCAAGCAAGGGAAAAUAAUCGAGAAUUUAACCGUGGGGACAGCAAUAACAUGUUUAAUAUUGGUCAGACCUUGAGAAUUAGGAUAGGUCCUUUGAAGGGAUACCUUUGCCGUGUCAUUGCCUUGCGCCGCGCUGAUGUAACUGUGAAACUUGAUUCUCAGCAGAAGGUUCUUACAGUUAAAUGUGAGCAUCUUUCUGAGGUUCAGGGGAAGAGUGCUGCCAUUUCAUCACGUGGUGAUCCAGAUUCAAGUUCAUCUAAGCCAUUUGAGCUGCUGGGUGGUGAAGGAAGCUCUGGAGGUUGGCUGAAUGGAGUGGGAACUUCCACUGGCAGUGGUGGAUGGAAUGCUGCUGGGGCAUCAUCUGAAAGGGGUACAUGGUCUAAUGAUUCUGCUCCAAGCUUAUUGAAGCCAGACUCUUCCUUAAAUCCUUUCAGUUCCAAGGGUGCAGAGGAUUCUCCUUGGGAAACUAAAAGUAAUUCAAACCAGAACUCUCCAUGGGUUGCUGCAGUGGAGAAGACUGGAGUUGCUUCUAAUCCAGAAAACUCUGGUGGCUGCUGGGGAAAUGGUGGAGGCAGUUGGGGUCUGGCAGAACGUAAAACUGGAAGUGUGGGUGAUGACAAUCAGAAUAGCAAUUGGAAUACAACCAAGAUUUCUGAAAAGGAAUCUUCUGGUUGGAACAGUGUCCAAAAGUCAAAUGAAACUUCAUUGACUGGAUGGGGUGAUGGCAAUGGUUUUAAAAGUGGAUCAGAUGAAGGAAACCUCACUUCUAAUUGGCGUGGGUGGGAGUCUGGAACAAGUGGAGUCAAAGUCGGAAAUCCUUCUGGUUCUUCAGAUAUCAAUGCUAGUAAGGAUGCUGGAUGGAGCAAUAAACCAAAUAAGGAAGGGAGUGAGCCAUCUGGUAUGGGAACAAAAAGCAAUUGGAAUGCUUCCGGAUAUUCGUCACGUGAUGUGGAGGAAGAAGGUAAAGAUCAAGGUGGUUGGAGUGCAGGAAAUACUUCAGACGGUCCAGCUGUGGGGUUCGGUCAAGCUGAAAAUAGUGGUUCUGAUUUGGGAAAAGACAGUAAAUGGAAUGCUGUAUCUGAUGGUACUGGUGCGAAUCAAGGGAAUGGUUGGGGUCAGAAAAGCAAUUGGAACUCUGGAUCUUGGAAUGACUCAAAUGAAAAGAAAUCUACCAGUGGGAAUUCUCACUGGAGUUCUGGGCGUACUGAGCCUGGAAAUCAAGAUUCCAACUUGGACAUGAAAAGCAAUUGGAACUCUGGAAGCAGUGGAAACUGGGCUUCUGAUUCGAAAAAUAGCAAUUGCAAUCCUGGAUCUGAUAAUUCCAAUGAAAAUCCAGACAGGGGAAAUAAUGACAACUGGAACAGUAAUAAGCGUUUUUCGAGUGCGGGGAAUGAAAGCAAGAAUUCUAGCUGGAGUUCUAGGCAUCCUGAUACUGGAAUUAAUGAUAGUAGCUGGGGCAAUAAAAGUAAUUGGAAUUCUGGAUCAGGUGAUGCCAAUCAAAACAACAGUUGGAAAAACAAUAGCAGCUGGAGUGCAGGCUCAAGCGAUAAACAGUUGAAUAGUGAAAAUGAAGGUUCAAAUGAAAAUUCUAGAGGAGUUGGUGGUGGGAACUGGAGAGGUUGGAAUUCUGGAUCAGGUGACGCCAAUCAAAACAACACUUGGAAAAGCAAUAGCAGCUGGAGUGCAGGCUCAAGCGAUAAUCAGUUGAAUGGUGAAAAUGAAGGUUCAAAUGAAAAUUCUAGAGGAGCAGGUGGUGGGAACUGGAGAGGUGGUUACCAGGGUAGGGGUGGAUCAGACAGAGGGGGCUUUAGAGGUAGGGGUUUUCGAGGUAGAGGAGACCGUGGGGGUUUUGGAGGCAGGGGAGAUCGUGGGGGUUUUGGUGGCCGGGGAGACCGUGGGGGUUUUGGUGGCCGGGGAGACCGUGGGGGUUUUGGUGGCCGGGGAGACCGUGGGGGUUUUGGUGGCCGGGGAGACCGUGGUGGGGGAGACCGUGGGGGUUUUGGUGGCCGGGGAGACCGUGGUGGGGGAGACCGUGGGGGCUUUGGUGGUAGAGGUAGAUCGGACAAGGAAGGUUUUGGUGGUAGGUGGGGAUCAGGUGGAGGCCGAGGUCGAGGAAGGAGUGAUCAAUCUGGUAGUUGGAACAAUAGGAGGGAUUCUAGUGAGGAUGGGUCCUCUGACUGGAAGAAGGGUCCAGGUAAUGUUGAAGGAUGGAGUAAUAGUAAUGGAUCCCAGGCUUCGAAUCAGGAUACUGGUGACAAAAAAAAGAAGAGCUGGAGCCAGGAAAAUGCGGAUAAGGAGCAUCCUAGCUGGAACCGAGGAGGUGGAAGUGAAGAGAGAUGGAGUUCAGCAAGUGGUGGGGCUAAUGAUAAUAGAUCCCAGGCUUGGAAACAUGAUACUGGGGACAAGGACAGGCAGAGCUGGAGCCAAGGGAAUGCAGAUAAGGAGAGUCCCAGUUGGAACCAAGGGGGUGGAAAUAAGCCAAAGUGGAGCUCAGCAGAUGGUGGAGCUAAUGAUUCAGGCUGGAAUCAAGGAGGUGGAAGUAAGAAGAGCUGGAGUUCAGUAAGUGGUGAAGCUAAUGAUAAUGUAUCUCAGGCUUGGAACCAGGUGAAUGCAGAUAAGGAUCGUUCUGGCUGGAACCAAGGUGGAAAUAAGCAGAGCUGGAGCUCCGCAAGUGGAGCUAACGAUAAUUGGAACAGCAAUGAGUCAAGACAGGCUACAUGUGCUAGCUUGAAAAAAUCUACAGCUGAAGAGACCAAUGUCCAGGAUGGUGGGUGGAACAAGGGAUCUAGUUCAAACACUACUGGAGUUCUGAAGUGGGGUCAAUCUAGUAGUGCUGCAGAUAAUGGUCAAUCUUCUAGCUGGAAAGAAUCAGCAGAAGGUGCAGCAGGUUCAUGGGGCAAGAAAAAUGACGGGGUUGUCAAAGGUGGAUGGUAGUUGCUUUCUUUCUAAAACGUGAUGGACCGGAGCAUUUUGAAAUGUAGCCAAUGGCAAACCUUUUUUUUUUUUUUUGUAUAUCCUUAUAAAUCUUUGCUGAAACGUGAUUUCUUCCUUUUACUAAACAAGUUUGGUGAAUGACUAAUCCCUUCUUCCGUUUUA